This is a messenger RNA of Arachis ipaensis, 882 nucleotides long. NCBI's taxonomy places the organism in Eukaryota, Viridiplantae, Streptophyta, Magnoliopsida, Fabales, Fabaceae. The record is from RefSeq and is a predicted model, not a curated record.
AUGGCGAAUCUUGCGAACACCAUGGAGGCAAAUGCUGUUGCGACGCUGCAGGCUCUGCAGAGGUUAGGCCAACCGACUGAAAACGGAAACAGGGAUGGAAAUGGGAACGAUAAUGUGGAAGGAAAUGGUGAUAACAUGGGAGGUGCUCCGAUGACCUUGGCUACUUUUCUCAAGGUUCAUCUGCCAAGUUUCAAAGGUUCAACCAACCCUACAGAAGCGGAUAAUUGGUUUCAGGCCAUGGAGCGUGCUUUACAAGCACAACAUGUUCCGAACAACCAGUAUAUGGAGUUUGCUGCGUAUCAGCUUUUGGGAGAGGCUCAGCAUUGGUGGCAAGGAGAAUGCCACUUGCUCCAGCUUCAGAAUGCCGACAUCCCUUGGGAUCGUGUGCCAGGUACCCCAGAGACCUACGAGAGCUGGAAGUGCAUCAAGUAUCAAAGGGGCUUGAAGGAUGAUAUCAUGACUGCUGUGGCUCCUUUGGAGAUUCGGAUUUUCUCCGAUUUGGUGAAUAAGGCGAGAGUUGUUGAGGAAUAUGCAAAGUCAGUAGCCUCAUCAAGGGACACUCCUGGAGGAAACACUAGUAAGGAACGUGACGAUCACCUUGGACCAAGGGGACAGAAUUUUAAGAAAGAUGGACAUACUCCUCAACAUCUGCAAGGUCAAGGGAACUUCAGAAAGGACAAUAAUGCCCAGUUUCACCUUAUGAAAGGGAGUCGCCUGUGUUAUGCUUGUGGACUACCUGGGCACCUAGCCAAGAACUUCCUCCGUAAGGAAAACCAGAACAUGGGUCAGAAUCAACAACCAGGCCGUGUGAUCACCAAGGGUGCAGAAGAGGCAACAAAGUCGGAUCCGCUAAUGCGAGGUAAGUGCAUAAAGUUGUUGUGA